Molecule: messenger RNA, 1510 nt
Organism: Austrofundulus limnaeus
Lineage: Eukaryota; Metazoa; Chordata; Actinopteri; Cyprinodontiformes; Rivulidae
Gene: sash3
Product: SAM and SH3 domain containing 3
Molecular function (GO): protein binding
Source: RefSeq, a predicted model, not a curated record
UCCACUCAGCGGUUGCAGAACAGAGCAGAGCACACCUCAGACCUCCUCUCUCUCUCUCUCUGCAUCCGACUGCGGCUGCGACAGCACCGAGAUCCUCAGCGAGGAGGUCCUCAGCACCGGGACGGAGGCCCUCAUCGGUUAUAAACUACGGUUGUGUCCUGGGAGCUCUGUGGACCACUGAGGGAGAAGAUGCUGAGGCGAAGGCCUUCAAACGCCUCAGAGAAGGAGCAGACUCAGAAGAAAAAGGGGGAGAGUGGUGAAGAACUGUCCCCCACCUCCUCCGACUGGCACCCAGACCUGUUGGCGGGUCAGAGGACGUCUGUGUGCUCCACGGGCUCAGAGGACACCGGGCCCAGCCUGGUCAGCCGCCAGCUCUCUGCCAGUAGUGACAGGCAGAGUUUGGACAGUGGGUACUGUCAGAGGGACAGCAUGAGACUGGAGGACAACUCUUACAACGGGCCCUUCUGUGGUCGAGCUGUGGUCCACACUGACUUCACGCCCAGCCCCUAYGACGUGGAGUCGCUCAAACUCCAGAAAGGAGACAUCAUCUACAUCAUCGACAAGCCUCCAGUGGGCACCUGGACCGGUAAGCUCAACAACAAGGUGGGCUCCUUCAAGUUCAUCUACGUCAACAUCCUACCCGACGAGAGCCCUGUUGCCAGGAGGAGGCGCUGCAACAGCAAGAACCAUCAAUCCGAGUCCAAGCCCAAAACCCUGGAGGAGGUCCUGGACAGCAUCGGCCUGACGGAGCUGAGCUCCUUGCUGUCCAUGCACGGGUUCCAGAGCCUGGAGGACUUCACGGGACUGAAGGAGUCUCACCUGAACGAGCUGAACAUCACAGACCCAGAGCAGCGCUCCAAGAUCCUGAACGCCUCGGAGCUGCUCAGAGACUCUGAAGACGAGUCAGAGGAAGAGGAGGAGAAGUCUGAGGAGGACACCAAGGAGCCCAGAGACUCGGGCUGCUUCGAGAGCUCAGAGAACCUGGAGAGUGGACGCGAGGAGCCGAAGAUGGAGGAGGAGGAGUCAAACCAGGASGAGCAGGAGUCGAAGCAGACUGAGGAGUCACAGACUGAGGAGGUGCAGAAGCAGCUACAGGAGCUGACUGUGGAUGAAGGACAGUGAAUAAAAAAUCAUCAAACUUCCUUCCUCUUUGGUUUUAAGCGACUCUGAAAACAGGCAUUAAAAUCUGUUUUUAAAAAAAGACUGUUUCAGCUCAGAAGCUGUUCUCAGCUGCUCCUUCUUCUGACUGAACUUUGAAACGUGACGUUGAUGAUGUUGCUUCACUCAGGACAUCGUGUUAAAACAUCCUGAAGAUAUAACUGGAUGUGAAUGUGUCUCUUUUUACUUUGUCUACCAAUGAUUUGAUGCCGUUUUCAUGAAUGUAGAAUAUUUGUUUGUCAUAUAAUUUGAAUGCAGUUGUGAUGACUUUUCAUGAGUCCUGUAAAUAAAAUAAACAUGUCUGAGAAAAACAACUUAUUAAAUAAAAAAGGGUUGAAAGUUAAAAAAUAAA